GAGCCCCGGCACCGGCUCAGGUUGUUGUUUAAAUGUCUGAAGAAGGAAGUGAGCCAGGAAAGUGGAAGUUGCCUUGAGAGACUUCUCAGUGUGAUUCAGAAUGAUUGAGGAGAGUGGGAAGAGGAGGAGGACCAUGGCAGAGAAGAGGCAGCUGUUCAUGGAAAUGAGAGCCCAGAACUUCGAUGUGAUCCGGCUCUCCACGUACAGAACGGCCUGCAAGCUGCGCUUCGUGCAGAAGAGAUGCAACCUAUUGUUGUUAUUCCCACUAUUCCUGGUUCCCCCAGCACUGGGGGGUUUUGUUUCCAUUCCCUGUGGAAUUCCCAGGGGUUCUCACCCAUUCUCUUCUCCCUGCAGUGAGGGCCAUGGGAAGCUGACCGUGUUCUCAGUGAAAGCCAUGCUGGCCACCAUGUGUGGGGGGAAGAUCCUGGACAAGCUGAGAUUCUUCCACCCCGUGGAGUGCUCGUACUGCCACUGUGAGAGCAUGAUGGGCUUCAGGUACCGCUGCCAGCAGUGCCACAACUACCAGCUGUGCCAGAACUGCUUCUGGAGGGGCCACGCCAGUGGCACCCACAGCAACCAGCACCAGAUGAAGGAGCACUCCUCGUGGAAAUCUCCAGCCAAGAAGCUGAGCCACGCCAUCAGCAAAUCCCUGGGCUGUGUCCCCAGCCGGGAGCCGCCCCGGCCGCUCUUCCCCGAGCAGCCCGAGAAGCCCCUGGACCUGGCCCACAUCGUCCCCCCCAGGCCCGUGAGUAACAUGAGUGAGGCCAUGGUGACCCACGUGUCCUCUGGAGCACCCACACCGACCAAAAGGCUCAGGUGCGAGCGCAGCAGCCCCGGCCCCUCCCGGCAGGAGGAGCACGCGCUGAUCGGAGCCUUGGUGCGGAGCCUGCGCCGCGGGGCACGUGCCCUGGACAGCCCGGGCAGGCUGGAUGAGGAGCAUCGCCUCAUCGCUCGCUACGCCGCUCGCUUGGCUGCUGAGGCUGGCAGUGCUCCUCGCCCCCCGGCUGAUCUGGGUUUCAGCUUCGAUGCCAACAAGCAGCAGAGGCAGCUGAUAGCAGAGCUGGAGAACAAGAACAGGGAGAUCCUGCAGGAGAUCCAGCGGCUGCGCCUGGAGCACGAGCAGGCGUCACAGCCCACGCCCGAGAAGGCUCAGCACAACCCCACGCUGCUGGCCGAGCUGCGCCUGCUGCGGCAGAGGAAGGAUGAGCUGGAGCAGAGGAUGUCAGCCCUGCAGGAGAGCAGGAGGGAGCUGAUGGUGCAGCUGGAGGGGCUGAUGAAGCUGCUCAAAGAAGAAGAGCAAAAGCAGGCAGCUCAGGCCGCGGGCUCGGCCCAGCCCUCGCCCACCCAUGGCCGCCCCCCGGCCGUGCCCUCACGCUCGGCCUCUGCCGGCUCCACUCCCACACACGGCGCCCACGACGGCCCGGCCGGGCUCGGGGCAGACGGGCACGAGGCCUUCACGGCAGGUACGAGGAGGAACCUCCGCAAUGACCUGCUGGUGGCAGCGGAUUCCAUCACCAACACCGUGACCUCGCUGGUGAAGGAGCUGCACUCGGCAGAGGAAGAAGACGAAGAAGAAACAGAGAAGCUGCAGAAUGGGAAGGACCGAGGUGAGGGGACAAACCUGUGUGAGAGCUCUGCAGCGUUUUCUGACUCACUCCUCUCUGGCUUCCCUGGCUCCCCUUGGAGCCCCACCAGGGCCUCUGGGUGCAGGUGCAUGGGACUGGAUCAGGUGGAUGGGACUGGAUCAGGUGGA
Messenger RNA from Sturnus vulgaris (Common starling), 1753 nucleotides. The record is from RefSeq and is a predicted model, not a curated record. Lineage: Eukaryota; Metazoa; Chordata; Aves; Passeriformes; Sturnidae.